This is a messenger RNA of Laetiporus sulphureus 93-53, 1203 nucleotides long. Its product is annotated as Diphosphomevalonate decarboxylase. Gene Ontology annotation, cellular component: cytosol. Gene Ontology annotation, molecular function: ATP binding; diphosphomevalonate decarboxylase activity. The record is from RefSeq and is a predicted model, not a curated record. Bases 1 to 1203 code for a protein of 400 amino acids. NCBI's taxonomy places the organism in Eukaryota, Fungi, Basidiomycota, Agaricomycetes, Polyporales, Laetiporaceae. Gene Ontology annotation, biological process: isoprenoid biosynthetic process; isopentenyl diphosphate biosynthetic process, mevalonate pathway. The transcript has 3 exons.
AUGCCGAUCUACCAAGCCACUGCGUCUGCCCCCGUGAAUAUCGCCUGCAUCAAGUAUUGGGGCAAGCGCGACACCAAGCUGAUCCUGCCUACCAACUCUUCGCUCUCGGUUACUCUUGAUCAAGAUCACCUGCGGUCAACGACGACAUCACGAGCGGACCCAUCCUUUGAGAAGGACAGGCUGUGGCUCAACGGCGUCGAGGAGGAGAUCAAGGAUGGUGGCCGAUUGGCGACGUGUAUCAGUGAGAUGAAGCGUAUGCGCAGAGAGGUAGAAAGGCAGGACCCUAGCCUACCGAAGCUCUCAUCGUAUGGCGUCCACAUUUGCUCUCGCAACAACUUCCCAACGGCAGCAGGGCUGGCUUCUUCCGCCUCUGGCUUCGCUGCACUCGUUUCUUCCCUCGCCGCGCUCUAUUCCCUCCCUGCAUCCCCAUCUGAGCUGUCGCUCAUUGCGCGUCAAGGAUCCGGGUCUGCCUGCCGAUCGCUCUUUGGCGGGUUCGUUGCGUGGGAGAUGGGCUCCAAGCCCGACGGGUCCGACUCACUUGCCGUCGAAGUGGCCCCCCGCGAGCACUGGCCCGAUAUCCACGCGCUGAUCUGCGUGGUGUCGGAUGACAAGAAGGGCACAUCGUCGACGUCGGGCAUGCAGCGCACGGUCGAGACGUCGACGCUGCUGGAGCACCGCAUCAGGCAUGUCGUGCCUGCGAGGAUGAAGGCGAUCUCGGAGGCGAUCCGUGCGCGCGACUUUGACGCUUUCGCGAGAAUCACGAUGCAGGACUCGAACCAGUUCCACGCUGUCGCGCUUGACACGGACCCGCCGAUCUUCUACAUGAACGACGUGUCUCGCGCGAUCAUCGCGAUCAUCGUGGAAUACAACCGUGUCUCCGUCGCGAACGGCGGCAAGCUCAAGGCCGCGUACACGUUCGAUGCGGGGCCGAACGCAGUCAUCUACGCACCGAAGGAGAACCUGAAGGAGAUCAUUGAGUUGAUCGUGCAUUACUUCCCACAAGCGGAGCCAUUCAAGGAUCCCUUUGGACUGUUCGGCACUGUUGGAGUGAAGGACGCCAUCAUCGAUGGUUUCAACGCCGCGGUCGCCAAGCCGUUCGGCGUUGGUGCGGUGAAGGGUCUCAUCCACACGAGGGUUGGUGAUGGGCCCCGAGUGCUGAGUGAGGAGGAGGCUUUGCUGGGUGCGAAUGGAUUGCCGAAGUGA